Notothenia coriiceps (black rockcod) is the source of this 1304-nucleotide messenger RNA. Its product is annotated as growth arrest-specific protein 7. The annotation marks the transcript as partial. The record is from RefSeq and is a predicted model, not a curated record. Gene Ontology annotation, biological process: clathrin coat assembly; neuron projection morphogenesis; clathrin-dependent endocytosis. NCBI's taxonomy places the organism in Eukaryota, Metazoa, Chordata, Actinopteri, Perciformes, Nototheniidae. The transcript has 7 exons. Gene Ontology annotation, cellular component: cytoplasm; plasma membrane; clathrin-coated pit.
CUGAGCCACUGCUGGCUGAGGACUGUGGGAGAGUGUUGGGCCCAGUUAAAGAAGAGUCUGGAAGACGAGGCUGAGGUUCACUUGAAGUUCUCCUCAAAGCUGCAGAGUGAGGUGGAGAAGCCUCUUCUGACAUUCCGGGAGAACUUUAAGAAGGACAUGAAGAGGUACGAACAUCACAUUGCUGACCUCCGGAAGCAGCUAGGUGGCCGCCAUGCAUCGGUGGAGAAGGCCCGUAAGGCUCUGGCUGACAGACAGAAAGAUCUGGAGCUGAAGACUCAGCAGCUGGAAAUCAAACUCAGCAACAAGAUUGAAGAGGACAUCAAGAAAGCCCGCAGGAAAUCCACACAAGCAGGAGACGAUCUGAUGCGCUGUGUGGACCUUUAUAACCAAUCACAGUCCAGAUGGUUUGAGGAGACGGUCACCACCAGUCUGGAGCUGGAACGGCUGGAGGUGGAGCGGGUGGAGAUGAUCCGACACCAUCUGUGUCAGUACACCACCCUCCGACACGAGACAGACAUGUUCAACCAAAGUACGAUGGAGCGGGUGGAUCAGCUGCUACAAAGUGUGGACCCCAUCAGAGACAGAGAGCUGUGGGUGGAGGAGAAUAAGACCGGAGAGAUCAGGCCAGUGAACGUAGAGAUCUGACCCCAGAUGCUCUUCAUACGCACAUUCAGGGACUGGCUCCAUCAUGCCUGAGGACCCUCCUGUGACCCCGAACACAGCGGACUGCUUAGGAUGAACCAAGAUAGGGACACCUGUAACUGUCAUGCAGCAGUGUGUGUGCUUUUACUCUGUGGAGUCAUUCUUUCUUUCCCUUGUGUGUCAACGUACACCUGAACGUUGUUGCCAAAAAAUAAUUUAACAUUAGCUGCUAAGCCAAAUGCAUUCUCAGCUAAGAGUGAUAUUUCUAUGUACCAGAACUAGACAUUACUAUCUUAAAUGACAGAGUUGUUGGCUUGUGUGAGCGAAUACUAAAGCUUAAACUCAGGCACCAUUCCUAACAUGUUUGGGUGUUCUUGAAAAAAGACACAAACAACCAUUAUUGUAGAGUAUUACUUUGUAUGUGUUGAGAAGUCCAAAGCUUCUUUCAUCUUUAAAAUAAGUAUGAAAUAUUACGUUUCAUUUCCACCAGUAUUUUUCUUAAUAAAUGUACUUUAAAUAUACUGUUUAUAUGAACAGUUACCUAAAGAGAACUUUUUUGUUAAACAUUUGAUAAUCCAUCGCAGGAGGGGCCUUUAUGGGGUUUAGAGGGAGACUAGUGUACGUAUAUGGGAUGUGUUUUUGCAAUGAAAGGAGGCAGAAAA